AGUGGCAGUGGGCUCUAAAGGGGGAAACACACUGACCUGUAUGGAGGAGAGCACACACACAUCUUCUCAGUGAUGGGCUGUACAGGAAGGAGAAUCCUUUGGCUGGCCUGCUUGGUGUCUAUGUUUCUUCAAUAUGAUGCGGUCCGAGUGACUGUGAGGGAGUCCAGUCUGGAGGUUGUUCAGGGAGAUUCUGUCACCCUGCCCUGUUCGUUUUUCACCAUGAUGCCCUUGUUCAGACUGAGUAUUAUCUGGACCCUGACCCCCCUCUCUGACCCAAACUCUCCCAUACAGGUGAUUGUGUAUGAUCAAGGACAGGUGACUGAAAACCCUUCAUUCAUGGGUAGGGUGGGCUUUGCAGGCAUGCCCUGGAGUGCGGAUAUCAUCUUGAAUUACACACGGGUGUCUGACGCUGGAGUCUAUCGCUGUGUGGUCAGCAACCCACCUGAGACUGGAGACCCUGGCAUUGGAGAACUCAGCCUCACUGUUCUGGCACCCCCAUCUCUUCCUAUGUGCCUAUGGGAAGGGGAUACUGAUACUGGGGGCAAUGUAAGGCUGUCCUGUGUGGUGGCCGAGGGCUUUCCCACUCCGCAAGUGAUCUGGGAGAAGUUGGAACCAGACAAGAUGACGUUGCCAGUGAAUAUGGAUGGUGACAUGACAGGCUCUGUGCACAUUGCCAAUGUGUCCACGCAAUCCUCUGGUCUCUACCGCUGCUCAGUGACCAACUCAUUGGGAACCCAGCACUGCUACAUAAACCUGUCUGUGUACACACCUCCAGAUAAUUCACCAGGCAUCCUGCAGGGGGUGCUGUUGAGCCUAUCGAUGGCCCUGCUCCUGCUGGCUCUGAUGGUGCUGGUGCUGUGGCUCCACCGUUCGGCGCAGGAGAGCAAGUGGAGGAACAGCCACGAGGAAGAUGACUGCUAUAAUGAGAUCAAAUACACACCCUCUCUCAUUAAACGCUCUUUUGUCUAAGACGAGUACAGAAAGUGACAUCUGGAUGAGCUCUACACUAAUAUCAACGUAAAGACAAGUUUGUGUCACAAGAGCAACGGAAAGAACAUCAUUUGUGUUUUACCUCAUACACCCACUUCUGGGUCAGUUGUACUGCUUAAUUACAUUACGGUUGCCCCGAAGCCUAUGUGACUGCUGUAAACAAAUCUAUUUUUCUCCUGUGGGAAUCAACAGCAUGUCACAGAUGCGAAUACAUCCUGGAAUACACAGUGGAAUUUGUACAUAACCCAGAAUAAUCUUGUAAAAGCUGGAUUUUAAUGUUUCUAAAGCACUUUUUAGUACAAGCUGUACACAAUUUCAAAAGACAACCACCAUUAAUCUAUACAGGUUUUGAUCAUCCAGUAGAUGUGUUUAUGCUCUGUAAAGGGACGUAUAGUGGAUAUUAUAUUUUCAUUAGCCACAAAUAAUUUUUGUAUUAUAUGAUAUACUACAAUAAAAUCUGGAUCACAUGGCA
Danio rerio (zebrafish) is the source of this 1462-nucleotide messenger RNA. RefSeq names its product zgc:165604. The record is from RefSeq and is marked predicted. Lineage: Eukaryota; Metazoa; Chordata; Actinopteri; Cypriniformes; Danionidae.